Diatraea saccharalis (sugarcane borer) is the source of this 1378-nucleotide messenger RNA. The record is from the annotation of a GenBank genome assembly. NCBI's taxonomy places the organism in Eukaryota, Metazoa, Arthropoda, Insecta, Lepidoptera, Crambidae.
GGCGAUCAAUCAAACAAAUCCAAAUUUAGUUUGUUACCAAUUUCAAAAGGUUAUUUAGAAACUUUUUGGAAAAAGCAUUUUAAAAGUGGUUCCAUUACUUUUUAUGUUCUGUUCUUUAACACAGAACAUAAAAAAUAAAACCCGCUUAAAAGAACUUGAGAAUCGUUUUAUUUCAUAAAUAUUUUAAGUAUUCGGCUUUGCGCGUUACUUACAAAUAAUACAAUAUUACCUACCUAUCUGAAUGUCUCACUACACAGGACUUCCGGAGGUAGUCGUUAAACCUGGUAACAUGAUAAGCUACUGGUCAUCUAAGCUAAAAAUAUGCGUGUUCCUUCUCGCAGUUUUUCUUUACAUUUAUUGCCUGCUUUUGAUAAAGACGAUUUAUAUGAAAAACAAAAGACUCGAUCAUGUGAUGGCGAUGGUUAUGGAAACAGAGAAGCUCAUUAGCAAUGUACACCACAUUGACCAGAACCUCGCAAGGAACAUAGAACGAGUUGAAGAUUUCUACAAUGAUUACUAAGUUAUAUAUGUACUUUGAUGGAGAAAGAACUAAGAUAUUACUGGAUUCAAUUGGAUUGAUUUCCUCUUCAGCGUAUUAUUAUAUUAAUGCAUUAUGCUAAUGCUAAUAUACCAUAAAAAUAAGGCAAUUUACUUUUGAUAAAAGAACUUGUAUUAUGUAUUGUUUUAGUAUUUUUUAAUUCAAUUAACUAGGUAUCUCAUGAAUGUUUUAUAAGAUAAUGCAAUUAGGUUGGUUUUAGUGAAAUGCGAACCUGUCGGCGCAUACUCGUUUCAUUGUGGUGCUGAUCGCUGCGAAGUACAGACAGAGUGUCCAAAUUGCUGAAGUAUAUUUUUUAUGCUAAAGGAAAGAAGUGACAGGGAAAAAGAGAAACACAGCAUAUUCAUCCACUUUUGCGUGAAUUAAUGAUAAAGUAUGAACCACAAUGCGGUAUGAGUGGAUCGGAUACAUUCACACACUUAUUUAGUGUUCAUCGCCAUUCCACAUGACUGUACACGCUGACGUCGUCCGCUCAGCCCGAAGGCAGAGGCGCGCGUGCGAUGGCAGAGCGCAACUGCUCAGCGGCACUAAAGCGCAACGCGUACGGCCGCGCACAUCUCGGCGCUGAGCGGUCGGCAUAACUACAGAACGCUUCUAUAGAGCACAUACUGGCCUGUCGAAUUGAUACUAAAACCAACCUUAAGUUAAUAAUAAUGCAUCAAUGUUAAUAUAAACUUAUUAUUAAUAGAUAGAUAGUAGUGGUAUUGCUGUGCUUAUUUUAUGAUCUCCUUUAUAUUUUUGCCUUAAGGACAUUGUAUAUUUUUUUCAGCCUGAAUGUAAGGAAAAGGAAGUUCGACUAAGUGUGAUAAGGAUUAAAGAUGU